AGAGGCUGAUUUUGUAAAUUCUACUAGGUCUUCAACGACUUGCUCAUCAGAAAUUCCACAAGAUGAUCUCAUAAGGCAAGCAUACAUUUCUUCACGGAGCGCACACACUGACUUGGCUCUCUCACCUAAGUUCACAAGAAAUUGUAGCUGCAAGCAAACGUUGCAUCGAGACAAGAACCUGAUUGGAAAAGAAAGACUGGGCAAGUCACAAGGUCAAGUCUCACCGAGUGGCGGCCAUGGUAAGAGCUCCUUGCUGUGACAAGGCUAACGUGAAGAGAGGGCCUUGGUCACCUGAAGAAGAUGCCACUCUCGUGAACUACAUAAACAAGCACGGAACCGGUGGCAAUUGGAUCGCUCUUCCUCGCAAAGCCGGGCUUAAGCGCUGCGGCAAGAGUUGCAGGCUAAGGUGGCUGAAUUACCUGAGGCCAGACAUAAAGCAUGGAGGUUUCACUGAGGAGGAGGAUCACGUCAUCUGCACUCUUUUCUUUACCAUAGGAAGCAGGUGGUCGGUAAUUGCUUCCAAAUUGCCAGGAAGGACAGAUAAUGAUGUGAAGAACUACUGGAACACCAAGCUGAAGAAGAAGCUAAUGAAGCAACUGGCUUCUCUGAAAACAGUGCCUGAAAGUAACUUUGACUAUCAGGUCUGCGCACAGAACUCGGCCUCAAUCGAUCCUGAGACCAAGAAUCGGGAAUAUGCUGCUAAUUCAAUGGGAUUCCCCAAGCAGAACUUCAAUCCAGGAAUACCCACUUCGAACUCGAGUCUUCUCUGUCCUCCAAGUCUCACUGAAGUUUCGGAUUUUAGCCAUGUACCAUCGUCCACGCCAGAAGUUUCAAGUCAUUCUGAUUCGUGUUCUGUGGUGAUGAAGAGCGAAUAUUCAGGGUCUGCAAACGGCAGUUCCGAACAGGACCAAGUCCUGUUGGACUUUGAUUUUGAUAGUAUGCUCAAUGACUUUGGCUUCCAAGAUCAGAGCAGCUAAGCACAGUUCAUAUUUCCCAAAUGUCACCUUCACUCGUCAAGUCAUCAACAUAAGGAAAAAAGCAAAAAAAGAGGAACCUUUUAAGAUUUUUCAGUCGGUGAUAGGAAAUUUUAGUGUCCCAAUUCUCUCGAAGCGGUCUGAAGGGUGAUUUAUUCGAAGUUAGAUGUGAGAUUUCACUGUUCUUUGUCAUGAUAUAUAUUUUGCUGUGGCCUACUCCUCAGAAUCUCCAAGGUAUAUUCUCAGUUUACGUCUUAGGAUGAAUCAACGUACUUGAAUACAAAAUGCAAUGAGCAAAGUUUGCAUUUACAUCAGCUGACUCACUCAAAACUGGAAAAUCAAUUCUUUAGUUUGUUACUGAUGUAAUCGACAGAGCCUGUCGCAAAAAUUUAUGUAGGAUCCUGUCUUCUGCAAGGAUGAUAUAAUACACAUGCUAAGAUCAAACAAA
Molecule: messenger RNA, 1422 nt
Organism: Eucalyptus grandis
Lineage: Eukaryota; Viridiplantae; Streptophyta; Magnoliopsida; Myrtales; Myrtaceae
Product: transcription factor MYB36
Exons: 4
Coding region: 237-977 (246 amino acids)
Source: RefSeq, a predicted model, not a curated record